Physeter macrocephalus (sperm whale) is the source of this 1869-nucleotide messenger RNA. RefSeq names its product transmembrane protein 53 (gene TMEM53). The transcript has 3 exons. The coding region runs from base 80 to 916 and encodes 278 amino acids. The record is from RefSeq and is a predicted model, not a curated record. NCBI's taxonomy places the organism in Eukaryota, Metazoa, Chordata, Mammalia, Artiodactyla, Physeteridae.
AGGAGGCCCCCGGGUGAGGUGCGGGAACGUGAGCGAGAGUUCCGGCCGGAGGCCCGAGCUGAGGGCCGGCGCCUUCAUCAUGGCCUCGGCCCAGCUGGACUACACCAUCGAGAUCCCGGAUCAGCCCUGCCGGAGCCAGGAGAACAGCCCCAACCAAGGCGGGAAGGAGGCGGGGACUCGACAGCCUUUGGUGAUUCUCUUGGGCUGGGGUGGCUGCACAGACAAGAACCUGGCCAAAUACAGCGCCAUCUACCACAAAAGGGGCUGCAUCGUGAUCCGAUACACAGCCCCCUGGCACAUGGUCUUCUUCUCCGAGUCCCUGGGCAUCCCUUCACUUCGUGUCUUGGCCCAGAAGCUGCUUGAGCUGCUCUUUGAUUACAAGGUUGAGAAGGAACCCCUGCUCUUCCACGUCUUCAGCAACGCCGGCGUCAUGCUGUACCGAUACGUGCUGGAGCUCCUGCAGACCCACCGGCGCUUCUGCCACCUGCGUGUGGUGGGCACCAUCUUUGACAGCGGUCCUGGUGAUAGCAACCUGCUGGGGGCUCUGAGGGCGCUGGCAGCCAUCCUGGAGCACCGGCCUGCCGCGCUGCGCCUGCUGCUCCUGAUGGCCUUUGCCCUGGUGGCAGUCCUGUUCCACGUCCUGCUGGCGCCACUCACUUCCCUCUUCCACACCCACUUCUAUGACAGGCUGCUCGACGCAGCCUCUCGCUGGCCCGAGCUCUACCUCUACUCCAGGGCCGACGAGGUGGUCCUGGCCAGGGACGUGGAGCGCAUGGUGGAGGCACGCCUGGCGCACCGGGUCCUGGUGCACUCUGUGGACUUCGAGUCAUCUGCACACGUCAGCCAUCUCCGCGACUACCCUACUUACUACACGAGCCUCUGUGUCAACUUCAUGCGCAGCUGCGUCCAGUGCUGAGGUCCUUGCCCUACACACCUCACCUCUGCUCCAGAAAUAAAUGCCUGACACCUCCGCAUAAGCUACAUCCAUGGGUGGGGUCCUCUUCUGGUUCAACUUCCUGCAGCCCUCUGGGACUUUAUGGUCCUCCAGGUAGAGAAUUUCCAUGGGCCUCUGUCCUGGGGACUGUGGUGGUCUGCUUAUCCCAGGAUUCUAGGGGCAGGAGUGCCUGCACGGGUCUCUGCGGAAGCCUAGCAGUGGUUGUGUUUGGAUAAGUGCAACAGUCAGGCUGCUGACUCCUGUGGCAUUUAGGCUGUGAAGGGUUAAUAAAGCUGGGGGUGGGGGGUAGGGGUGAGGACGAGCCCCAGCAUUGAUCUCUGAUUCCUUGACUAGAAGGUGAGCUUUGCAGGGAGGUGCCAGAGGGUAGGGGCAGGCUGGGGCAGGGGCUGUGAUCUGUGCUCCCAGGUCUCAGAAGGGCAGGGCCCCACAGCAUGGAGUGCCGUGCCUGUGGAUCCCGCUUGGCAGCUCACUCAGGCUUUUCAUUGCCAGGGAGUCUGAUGUGGAAGCCAAGUGGGGAGCUGAGGAUACACAGGUGGAGGGGCCUGUCCAGUUGUACCACACUUUGCCAGGAAGCCGCUAGAUCCACGAAAGUUGUAAGAUGUGUGUGUAAUGGGCAGAUGGAGUGGGGAGCAGGAAGACAGCAGUGCCAGACGGGAGCUGGGACAAGCUGAGUCAGGAGCCCUAAAGACCAGAACCAGAACCACUGGCCUGAAAAAAACUCCUUCAUCUCCUUGAGGGAGACCCACUUGGAUCCUCUGUAGGCAGAAGCGGUGGCUUCAGCCUUAGAGUCCUGUAUCAUCUACCAUUCUACAAGUCACUGCUGCACAAUGCUGGCACAUAGCUGGCAUUCAAUAAAUAUUUGUUGAUUUAAUGAGCUUACUGUGGUGAUCGAGGGACUUGGGGGGCAGGGAUGG